Molecule: messenger RNA, 846 nt
Organism: Boeremia exigua
Lineage: Eukaryota; Fungi; Ascomycota; Dothideomycetes; Pleosporales; Didymellaceae
Exons: 2
Coding region: 1-846 (281 amino acids)
Source: RefSeq, a predicted model, not a curated record
AUGGCGGUGGGUCACCGCCUGGACUCGUUUCAUGCGGCGUGGAGGGCGAGGGCCGGAGUAAUUUUGCUAUUGGCUCGCAGUCCGUGUCGCAAUUCACCGCUGUUUACCAAAGCGGCAUCCACUGCUGUCAGCCCCGUCUGCGCCGCUGCAAGUGGUCGACGACCCUGGCACCCGGGACCUACGACCGCCUUUCCUGUGCGAGGUCGCGCCCGACGCGAGCCCUGUCGUCUCGCACAUGGCGCUGCCUGCGAUGAGUCGUCGCAGGGCCAGCAAUCAACACCCCCGACCACGACACCAGGACACCUCAGUCCGGCGACGCCCCUGUCGUCUGCCCCUGUUGCUAAACUUGCUUUCGCCCUUCGUGACGCCGAAAAAGCACACAGACAGAGCUGUCACAGUCACCGCACGGGUGCCGCCCCCCACGACUCACUGGCACGCCACGGCCGCUUCCGCGAAAUAACUUUCCCGGAUAAGCUCACUCAGUUGCUUAAAGUAGUAAAGUUCAAGCUGGAGAUCAUCUCGGGGGUCGGGGGAGCGCGACCCAGCGCUGCCUCCCUUCAUCCAGUGCACCAAAAGCCGGACCGUAGACGUUUGCAUUUCCUAAUACGGUGCAUUCCCUAUUACGGUGCGAAAAGCCGCCGCGCCGCUACCUGUGCGCGCGGCGCCUUCCAGACGGUGCGAAGAGCCGUGAAGCUGCAAACGAUGCCCAGUGCGCCCUUGACGGGGCAACCAUAUAGCGCAAUGCGUUGCGUCUCAUUUACCUUGCUGUCGCGCCAUGGCCAGCAGUGCGGUGCCGCAGGGUGCGCUAGGCGGCAGAGUGAGGGUGGCCACGAAACCAACUCGUGA